Pristis pectinata (smalltooth sawfish) is the source of this 1726-nucleotide messenger RNA. Its product is annotated as 14-3-3 protein gamma-2-like. NCBI's taxonomy places the organism in Eukaryota, Metazoa, Chordata, Chondrichthyes, Rhinopristiformes, Pristidae. The transcript has 2 exons. Bases 97 to 840 code for a protein of 247 amino acids. Gene Ontology annotation, biological process: signal transduction. The record is from RefSeq and is a predicted model, not a curated record. Gene Ontology annotation, cellular component: cytoplasm.
GGUAGGCGCGGUGUGUAUGAGAGCGGCGGCGGGGGCGGGGCCCGGACCGAGUGCAGCGGCGGCCGGCGGCAGGGCGGGCGGGCGGCGGCUCCGGCGAUGGCAGACCGAGAGCAGCUGGUGCAGCGGGCCCGGCUGGCCGAGCAGGCCGAGCGCUACGAUGACAUGGCGGCGGCUAUGAAGUCGGUAACAGAGCUGAAUGAGGCACUGUCCAAUGAAGAUCGCAACCUGCUUUCUGUGGCCUAUAAGAAUGUGGUGGGGGCCCGCAGGUCUUCCUGGCGGGUGAUCAGCAGCAUCGAGCAGAAGACGUCUGCUGACAGCAAUGAGAAGAAGCUGGAGAUGGUGCGUGCCUACCGGGAGAAGGUGGAGAAGGAGCUGGAGGUGGUGUGUAGCGAUGUGCUGGCCCUGCUUGACAAAUUCCUCAUUAAGAACUGCAACGAGUCCCAGGUAGAGAGCAAAGUCUUUUACUUGAAAAUGAAGGGCGACUACUACCGCUAUCUGGCUGAGGUGGCCACUGGCGAGAAGAGGGCCAGUGUGGUGGAAUUGUCUGAGGCUGCUUACAAAGAGGCCUUUGAGGUCAGCAAGGAUCAGAUGCAGCCUACCCAUCCCAUCCGCCUGGGCUUGGCCCUCAACUUCUCUGUCUUCUAUUAUGAAAUCCAGAAUGCCCCUGAGCAGGCUUGUCAGCUGGCCAAGGCAGCUUUUGAUGAUGCCAUCGCUGAACUGGACACUCUAAAUGAGGGUUCCUACCAGGACUCGACACUCAUCAUGCAGUUACUACGGGACAACCUCACCCUCUGGACAACUGACCAGCAGGAUGAUGAAGCGGGAGAAGGCAACAACUGAUGUUCUUCCCCACCCACCCCUCACCUGCCCUUCCAUCUCCUCCUUCCCUGCCUUGCCCACCCACCAUAUGCGCUAUAUACCCUAGUGCUGAUAUAUCUACUGUACACACUCCCCUAAGUCUGCUGUAUGCUCAUCAGAGAAGGAAAGACUACAUGAAGUCUCUGGCUGUAUUGGUAUUUAAGCCCAUUUGCUGUAGUUUGCACUUCAGAAUCAUGCAAAAAGUUCUUGGAUCUAUUUUCCCACAAAUCAUUAAAGUUUUUGGUUUUUUAACAAGUCUGGGUGGUUUUUGGAACUAGCAGCCCCCACUGCUAGUUCCAAAAAAACAAUGCUUAGUGGUUUAAUCACUAAUUUACAUCAGUGAUGACCCAGACAUCAUGACGUCUCUCCUCAUGACCAAUCAUCCCUUGCAUGUGGAAAUUACAGUAUCCCUGUUGGUCAUUUUAACUCCAGCACCUUGUCAAUUUGACCUUUCCUGGAAUUGACUGUAUUGUACUGUUUACAUUAUAGGUUGCUCAUUUUAGCCAAUAAAUAUUUCAUCCUUGUGCUAAAUUUGUAUAAAGCUAGGAGGAUUGGCUUUUCUGUUGCUGAAUAUUCAUAUUUGGCUAUUUUAAUUUAUGGUGCCCUAUGAUGAACACGGAUCUUGGGUAAUGCAUUGCAUCUGCUUAAAUAUUUUUUGAUACUUUUGUCAGAUGUCUGUUUGUACCUAAUUAAAUUCUUCUGUAAAACAUCAGCUUUACCAAUCAGUUCUCAAGCUGGUUUCAUUAAGCUUGGAGGAUUGUCAGAGAAAGCAUUGGGGAAAAUAAAUGAUAUCUGAUGGAAUGCCAAACUUUAAUUCAAUGUUGAGUUAAAUGGAUGACAAUAAAUGCUGCCUCAGCUAUAACAUGGA